This is a messenger RNA of Parathielavia appendiculata, 276 nucleotides long. RefSeq lists its product as uncharacterized. The coding region runs from base 1 to 276 and encodes 91 amino acids. The transcript has 2 exons. NCBI's taxonomy places the organism in Eukaryota, Fungi, Ascomycota, Sordariomycetes, Sordariales, Chaetomiaceae. The record is from RefSeq and is a predicted model, not a curated record.
AUGGAUGGCCCGGACGCAGUGGCCGGCGACGUACAAGGGCGUGCGGUGCCGGCGUGGCAGGAGCAGGCCAUGGACAUGUCCUUCCGCUAUUUCGCGGGCGAGGACAUGGACCUGCAGCUCAAAAUUGCCGAGAAGGUGCUGACGGACGAGAACAGGGCCAUGGUGUUCUGCAAGAUGCCCGACGCCUUGCGCCGCCACUGGGUCAAGCGCCUGCGGGAGGUGGAACCGCAGUUGCAGCUGGAGCUACCGCAACCGUUCAUGUUGGUAGUAGUAUGA